Dufourea novaeangliae is the source of this 1449-nucleotide messenger RNA. RefSeq names its product metabotropic glutamate receptor 7. The transcript is spliced from 6 exons. Lineage: Eukaryota; Metazoa; Arthropoda; Insecta; Hymenoptera; Halictidae. Gene Ontology annotation, biological process: regulation of synaptic transmission, glutamatergic; G protein-coupled glutamate receptor signaling pathway. Gene Ontology annotation, cellular component: membrane. The record is from RefSeq and is a predicted model, not a curated record. Bases 1 to 1449 code for a protein of 482 amino acids. Gene Ontology annotation, molecular function: group II metabotropic glutamate receptor activity.
AUGAAACUGAGUCCCAUUAUCCUGUCGUGGGCCACGGCGAGUUGGCUCGGCCCAACCGGAACUACGGGGAUACGGGUGCAGCCGUCGAAGGACUACGAGUUGUCCACGGAAUUCUUCCUGGUCCCGGGCGACACGGGGAUCGACAGGAACGGUCUGGCGAGCGUGGCCAGUGUCAUCAGCGUCCCGGCGCCGAACAGGACCGUUUCGGUGUUCAGGCCCCAACCACCGCCGCAACCGCCGCCACAACCAUCGCUGCCGCCGCCGUCACCGCCGGCACAGCCGGCUGGAAAAAAGAGCCCGGAGAUCGAGGCCGAUACUCAACCGUACCCGGCGAGGUCCUUGCUCAGACAACGACCCUGGGCUCUUCCUCUGGCGGCCCUUAGCGCGGCCACGAUGCUCCUCAUGGCUGGCUUCGAGGUUUUCGUACUGCUCAAGGCCAGAGUGACCGCGCCGAAUAGACGACAUUUAUUUCUGGGACAAGCCCUUCUUCUAGGCCUCUUCCUCUUGGCCGGACUCUCAGCAGCAGCCUCCCUAAGUCAAAAUCCGCUAUCCUGUGCUGCAUUUCGACUAGUCGGUCUACCCGCUGCUCUUGUGUUUGCUGCCCUUUUGGUUAAAUGCGUCUUUUUACUUUCACUGAAUAGCGGCAUCUACCUGCCGGCACCGUAUCAGGCAUUAGUAUUGGGAUUCGCCGUCCUGGUGCAGGUAGCUAUCGUUGGGCAAUGGUUUUACGGUCAUCCGCCAGCCGUGGUCCAGGUACUGGCCACAGGACACAGCUCCCCAACAUCCUGUUGCAAAACUCCCCUCGGGCAGAUUGUGGCCUCCCUCGGGUAUCCCGGUGCAUUACUCGUGGCAGUCGCUUGUUUGGCAGUCAGGGCACGAGGCGUCAGAGACAACAACCGGGAAGCGGCGUUUAUCGGUCUCGCUGUCGGUUUAUCGCUUCCGAUUUGGAUAUCGAGCGCGAUCGGCUCGGUGGCCGCUUCCUCGGAGAGCGACAGAGAGGCCUGGUUGGCUUAUGGUUUAUUAACCACUUCUCUCCUCGUGUUCUUGACGAUGUUCCUGCCGAAGGGCCGGCAAUUGGCCGCGCUUGGCCGCGAAGCUCCUGAUACGGUGAUCCGUGAUCGCGACGACGGACUGAGCUCGCUUCCCUGCAGCGGCUACUCGCCCUCUUUCUUCCAUUUCAAACCAGCGGAGGCCUCAUUGAAGAGGAAGCUGCAUUAUCACAGCGCUGAUCGUGUGGCAUUAGUUUCAUCCGCUCUACCUGGAUGCACUGCCUGCAGGCAUGGUGGAAGCCCCAUAUACACCGAAGAUGUCCACGGGCCAAUGGAGACGUUCGUUUUGCCGCACGGCAUGUACUUAAGGCCAGAAGACGCUGGUAACUUGUAUACGACACUAUCGGCGAAUCCGAAUGUAUUUUUCCAACGGGCCGCUCAUCCAGGGAUGAUGUACUGA